Messenger RNA from Cylas formicarius (sweet potato weevil), 622 nucleotides. RefSeq lists its product as uncharacterized. Lineage: Eukaryota; Metazoa; Arthropoda; Insecta; Coleoptera; Brentidae. The record is from RefSeq and is a predicted model, not a curated record. The coding region runs from base 273 to 575 and encodes 100 amino acids. The transcript is spliced from 2 exons.
GUGUCAUUAAAAUUUAUGGAAGUCAUUUCUAAAAAUCAACGUCGACGACCCGGUUGGAUUUAGCUGCAGUAAAUGAUCGAAUGCGUUUCAGACUGCGUCAUUUCAGGAUCUUGAAAAGAAAAAACCUCUGGCGAAAUAUAAGGAAUUAAACACGUGCCCAGGGUAUGCAGCCGAAAUUAUAAUUCUUCUUAUUGCUUAUAAAAGAUAGAACAUUAGCGAAACACAAACCUGGAUGUCUCGUCAUUCAACUUGACAAUAAACGUCAAUCGGACAUGUCGAAAGAAAAAAUCUUCAGUGUAGCGAAAGCUACCUUCGAAGUGACCAAAAUGGUGUUGGUGGUCGCGGCCAAGACCACGUGCAAAUUGAUAAGCGUGGGGAAGGAGGAGGUGACCAAACAGUAUCGCGAAUACUACCAAAAGGCAACCAACCAGCAGCAGGAGGCUAUCGACAAACUGGGCACGAGUUUAAAACAAGUUUUGGAUAGGGGCGCCAAAGGCACGUCGAACGAUUCGAAGCUGAACGCGGGUGCGUCCAAAAAAGGCAAUGACGAUAAGUCCAACGACAAAAGAAUGUGAUUGUGUUAGUCAUUCGAUCAGGUUUAGAAGCUCCUUGACAAUAAACA